AAUUCAAUUCAAUUCAAUCUUUAUUUAUAAAGCACAUUUAAAAACAGCUGAUGCUGACCAAAGUGCUGUACAUGUCACAAACAUAAAAAUAAUAUAAAAAGCAAAAUAUUCAUAAAAGCUAAGGAAAGGCUAAGGAAAAGAGAAAUGUUUUCAAGGAUGACUUAAAUGUGUCAACAGAAGGGGCUAGCCUGAUAUAUAAAGGUAGGCUAUUCCAUAAUUUGGGUCCCACAACUGCAAAGGCCCGAUCACCUCGUUUUUUAAGUCGAGUUCGUGGUACAACAAGUAAGCUCUGGUCACAUGAUCUUAAGGUUCUUGACGGGGAGUGGCGAGAAAGUAAACUGGUCAAGUACUCAGGGGCCAGAUUAUUAAGAGCUUUAUAAACAUAAAGUAAGAUUUUAAAAUCGACUCUAAAUUUGAUAGGGAGCCAGUGUAAGGCUGAUAAGAUGGGAGUAACAGACUCAUGCUUGCACGUCUUAGUGAGAAGUCUAGCUGCUGAGUUUUGAACCAACUGUAAUCGAGAAAGAGAUGAUUGGGAGACCCCAUAAUAAAGAGAAUUACUGUAGUCUAAACGUGAUAUAACAACAGCAUGGAUCAAUGUUUGAAAAUCACCUUAAGAUAAAAAUGAUUUAACUUUUGAAAGCUGUCGGAGAUGGAAAAAACUGGAUUUUACCACAGCACUAAUCUGUUUAUCGAAUUUUAGGUUGUGGUCGAAAAGAACACCCAAAUUCCUGGCACAAAGGGUUUCAUAAGGAGUGAGAGAGCCACAAUCAACAUUAACAACGCUGUUUUCUGUAGAGUGUCCAGAAUGAACAGAACAACUCCAGAUGAACCAACUGAGAACCACAUGACACACUAAUAAAGAUGGCAUUCAUUAAAGAGGAGAGUGAAGAAAUGAAGAUUGAAGAAGUAUUCAGCCUGAAACAAGAAUACACUGAGGAACAAACAGACCUGAUGACACUGAAAGAGGAGAGUCAAGAAUUGAAUGAAGUGGAAGAAAAAAAACUGUUUGAGAAACAUAAUUUCAUAACUAGAGAUAAGUCUCAGUGCUCACAGAAUGAAAAGGCUUCCUCACAAAAAAAAACUAAAAAUUCAGGAACUAAAAGUAAUUUCACCUGCCUUCACUGUGGAAAAAAUUUCAAUCAAAAAGGAAACUUUAAUGUCCACAUGAGAAUACACACCAGAGAGAAGCCUUAUGCAUGCCUUCAGUGUGGAAAGAGUUUCACAAUUAAAGGAAACCUUAAUACCCACAUGAGAAUUCACACCGGAGAGAGCCCUUACACCUGCAAACUGUGUGGUAACAACUUUUCACGAAAAGAAAGUCUUAAGACUCACACGAGAAUUCACACUGGAGAGAAGCCAUACACAUGCCUUCAGUGUGGAAAGAGUUUUACACGUAGAGGAACCCUUAAUACCCACAUGAGAAGCCACACUGGAGAGAGUCCUUACACCUGCAAACUCUGUGAGAAGAGCUUCACACGAAAAGAAAGUCUAAGGACUCACACAAGAAUUCACACCAGAGAGAAGCCAUUUGUAUGUAGUCAAUGUGGAAAGAAUUUCAGAUGUAAAGAAAAUCUUAAUCAGCACAUGAAAAUUCACUUAAGAGGAAACUCUUUUCCGUGUCAUCAGUGUGGAAGGAGUUUCACAAACAGGAAAAACCUUAAGAAUCAUGUAACAACUCACAACGGAGAGAAGCCUUUUAUGUGCCUUCAGUGUGGAAAAAGUUUCAAUCUUAAAGGAAACUUAAAGGUUCACAUGAGAAUUCACACUGGAGAGAAGCCUUUCACAUGUGAUCAGCGUGGGGAAAAAAUCAGGCAUAAAGUAACCUUUAAUUACCACAUGAGGAUUCACUCAAGAGAGAACUGUUUUUUAUGUCAUCAGUGCGGAAAGAGUUUCAAAGACAGUAAAGAACUUAAGAAUCAUGUAAUAACUCACACUGGAGAGAAACCUUUUAUGUGCCAUCACUGUGGAAAGACUUCCAUAAACAAAACAAACCUUGAUAUUCACAUAAGAGUUCACACUGGAGAAAAGCCUUUCAUCUGCCUUAAGUGUGGAAAGAGUUUCUCACGUAAAGGAAACCUUAAAGUUCACAUGAGAGUUCACACUGGAGAGAAACCUUUUACAUGUCUUCAGUGCAAGAAGAGUUUCACAUAUCAAAGAGACCUGCAUCGUCACUGGCAAACUCAUUCUGGAAAGAAAUUGCAAUGUUCUGUGUGUGGUAAGAGAUUUAGAAAGAGGAACAAUUUCAAAAAUCACCUGCGCAUUCAUUCUGGAGGAAGGAGAUUUAAUUGUGUUCAGUGUAAUAAAAAGUUUAUUUUGCCAUCACACUUAGAGAUACACCUGAAAAGUCAUGCAUAUGUGAGACCCUAUUUGUGUUUCUUGUGUGGAAAAAGAUUUAAAUGGCUUGGCAGUUUAAAAUGGCAUCAGAAAAUAUGUAGAGUACGAAAUUAAUUUCAAUUGUAUAGUGUCAUUUAUUAGAUUCAGUUAAAUACCUUGGAAACAAAAAUUAUUUUCAAGAGAAAUGAAUAUUGCUGUGAAAUGCAAUACAAUGUAAGUGAACAGUCAGAAAUAAAGAGACAAACUGAAUGAAACAAGAUAAUGAACAUUA
Molecule: messenger RNA, 2605 nt
Organism: Megalobrama amblycephala (Wuchang bream)
Lineage: Eukaryota; Metazoa; Chordata; Actinopteri; Cypriniformes; Xenocyprididae
Product: gastrula zinc finger protein XlCGF57.1-like
Exons: 3
Coding region: 862-2448 (528 amino acids)
Source: RefSeq, a predicted model, not a curated record